CUGACACUCCUCUUGAGAUAGAGGGGAUAAAAAUUCCUUUGUUCCAAAGUAGGCAGGGAAGGUUGCAGAAAAACCCCACGCUCCGCCGCUACCGCGAUGGUCGCUCCGACGACCACCACCCCGCCUCCUCCUCCGCCGCCGCCGUCAGAGUCCACGCCUACCAGCGACCCAAAGCCCCCGCCUCCGCCGCCGACGUCUUCGACCGCGGCACCGAAGAAGCGGAAGCUGGAGGAGGUGGGGUUUCAUCACUCACCCUACUACAACAUCAGAGCAGCCGUCGCCAACCUCCGCGGCCGCUUCAUUCAGUUAUGCAAAGGCACUGAUACCCAAAAGAAAGAUGCCGCUCUUGAGAUCCUGAAAGAGAUAAAAGUUCUCAUGGAAUUAUCCAAGGAAAUGCGACUUGAUCUCCCAACUGCAGCUGGGCCUGUAAAACUGAUGGAUGAGCCUACAUCAAGAGAUGCCAGAAAUAUGCCUGCAGGGAAAAUCCCACCCGGAGAGAAGAAUCAAGUUCGUCCAGCAGACCAGGCUGCAUCCUUUAUGCAUAGUUCUGGUGAGAAGGUACCACUCAAUCCUGUGGACAUUAAGCAUGAUGCCAAACCGAGUGUAACAGAUUCUACAAAGAAAUCAGGACAAUGUUUGCAAGGAUCUUAUAUUGUCGGUGGAUCUCCCAUUGGCUGGAAUUUCCUUAUGUGGCCUGGAAGUAGCACAAGGUACUGUGGUUUAACCAGAUCAGAGUGGUUGGCACGUCAAUCUGCAAAAUGAAAUGCCAUGAUCCUACCCCCCAGCAAUCUAACAAGUAAAGGCAGUCAAACUAAUACCGUACUUUCAGAUAUUCCUGGGACAAUAGCACAAUUAUUUGCUGGUAGCCGAUCCGAUAUUAUUGAGCAGCGGAUGACACCUCAGAAUGAUAUAUAUGACAUGGUAAGGCAUGGUAGUAUCAAUAGAAAGCAACUUUUGAAUGCUUUUGAUCGCUCCCUACAGGAUCAAUCACCACUAGAUAUCAUGUUUUUCUUGUAGUAAACUGUAUGAGCCAAGCGCUCUUGCUAUGUUUUUCUGUUCAGAAAUGGAAAAAUCAAGUAAUGUAAGCGCAUGGCAACGCUGAUAUAGUGAUGUAUGCUCUUGCUUAACAAGUUAGAAGUGUCCGACUACUUUUCCUUCCUUUGUUUUUUGUUUUUUUUUUGGCAACUUACAAGGAAGUAUCUGAUUUCAUAUUGUCGCUUA
Oryza sativa Japonica Group (Japanese rice) is the source of this 1221-nucleotide messenger RNA. The record is from RefSeq and is a predicted model, not a curated record. Lineage: Eukaryota; Viridiplantae; Streptophyta; Magnoliopsida; Poales; Poaceae.